AUGAAGAAAAUUCGUUCCCUCGUGCUCGUUCGGCCUCGCGUUUUUGCCAUAAAGCUGCGGCACGGGUACGGGGACGACACCCCGUGGACAGAUCGGCGAUUCGAGACGGAAAUUUUUGGCGCCAGCGUUCCUGCCAGCGAUGGAGGGCUAUUCUGGGAUGUGAGGUCUCUAUUUGGGCCGCUCCCGAGGUGCGGAGCCAAGUCGGCAGCGGCACGGCUAGGACACAAAUGGACGGGCACGUGGUUCCCUGAGAGAUGGAGCGUCGAGUUAUUUGGCUCAUCUCACAAUCGAGAUUCUCGGCAUCGUAGACCGGGGACGGCUUGCACCUUUGUCACCAUAACCGUCCGCCACAACCAAGCAUCCGCAAUGCCAGAAUUUACACAAAUGGCAGAGCGUGCUCUUGCUGAUGAUGGCUUCCUGGAACUAGACGCCCCGGGAAUAGGACGCUCUAUACUAGAGUUGGAGCGGCGGCGCUUCCCUUUGGCAUCUGAGCAUGGCCUGGACUUCAUCCGGCAACAUAUCCUUGACGAUGAGUGCAUCACAUCCAUCAUCGAUUCUGUCUUUCCUGAUGGAUGUGUGAUCGGGCAUUUCUUGAGAUAUCAAGCGUAUCCUGGCAAGGCUGUGAGUUUGUGGCGGAGGCGUGGUUCUGAAGAUAAGCGGCACGCUCUCGUGGUGCAUUUCUUGCCCAUGGGAUCUCAGGUCAACUACAUACGAGGAUCGCAUCUCCUCGAAUUGUCUUUUUUGAAGAGCGGGAGCCGAUCGCUGUGGGAGGCACCUGCGCCAGAAUUAUUGGCAGAAACAGGGUACAACAGCGACAUCCGCUGA
This is a messenger RNA of Diaporthe amygdali, 825 nucleotides long. RefSeq lists its product as uncharacterized. NCBI's taxonomy places the organism in Eukaryota, Fungi, Ascomycota, Sordariomycetes, Diaporthales, Diaporthaceae. Bases 1 to 825 code for a protein of 274 amino acids. The record is from RefSeq and is a predicted model, not a curated record. The transcript is spliced from 6 exons.